AUGUUGGGGCUUGUCAUUGUUAAUCCAGGCCAUCCAUUUUGUUCGGGUGUAACUUUGGCUAAGCUUGCUGCUGUUACGAUGGAUGAGCAAGGGAAUGAAACAUUUGAUACAAGUGGUGCGCUUGAUAAGUUGCGGAAGCCACCUAACAAAAGAAGCAAAGCCACACUUAGCUCAACUGAAAAAACCAAAAACCAGCAGCAACACUUUGCACACAACAAGAGACCAAUCAAGAUGAAUCGCACUAUAGGGAACAUCCCUAAAUGCUUAGAUAAGGACUCGUUGCAACUUGAAAGGCUUGCUAUGUAUCAUGAUUCAGAUAGUGUUCCUUGGAAGAUAGACAAGGGAUGGGAAGAUCUCACUCCUGAGGAAUGGGUUCAGAUAUUUGAAGAUGGUAUAAAUGAACCUGCUGAUGAUCGUGGAAUGGUGUCUAAGUGGGCUGUAAAUCGCAAGUAUUUGGUGUCACCAAUAAAUGGAGCUCUAAAAUAUCACCGCAUUGGAAAUCAAGAAAAAAAUGAUCCGGAGGUUCCAUUUGAGAAGGCUUCUCUUGUCCUUAGUGAUGUUUCUUUAACAAUUACUGAGGCACAGUAUCAUGAUUGGAUAAAGCUAUUGGAAGUUGUUUCAAGAUACAAGACAUAUGUUGAAGUUUCCCAUCUAAGACCUGUGGUGCCAGUUUCAGAGGGUCCUUAUUUGUGGUGGCGUUAUGCUGCUCAAGCAGGCCUGCAGCAGAAGAAAAUGUGCAUAGGCUGUUUACGUUACCGAUUCUCAUGGGACCGCAUUCGGAGUCUCUGUCAGCUUCGUCGCCGCUACAUUCAGUUGUAUGCUGGUUCAUUGCAACACUUGUCAAAUGUUAAUAAUGCAGAAAUUAGAGAAAUUGAGAAAGAUCUGGAUUCGAAAGUAAUUCUUUUAUGGAGGCGUACACCUGCUGAAGGUUCUACUAUUGUGGAUGCUGCUGAGGGAUCACAGUUACCGGAAGAAAGACUGACUAAAGAGGAAUGGCAGGCAAUUAAUAAGUUACUGAGUUAUCAACCAGAUGAAGCAUUGACAUCACACUCAGGAAAGGACGUGCAGAAUAUGAUCCGGUUUUUGGUAACUGUGUCUAUCGGUCAAGCUGCUGCUAGGAUCAUUGAUAUAAACCAAACCGAGAUUGUGUGUUGUAGAUUUGAGCAACUUCAAGUGUCAACCAAGUUUAAACAUCGAAGUACCUACUGUGAUGUGUCAUUGAAAUUCUAUGGUUUGUCAGCUCCAGAAGGCUCACUUGCCCAGAGUGUCUCUAGUGAGAAGAAGGUGAAUGCUCUAGCUGCUAGCUUUGUGUACAAUCCAGUUGGAGAGAAUGUUGACUGGAGGCUGUCGGCUACAAUUUCUCCCUGCCAUGUCACGGUUUUAAUGGAAAGCUUUCAUCGCUUUUUAGAAUUUGUGAAAAGGAGUAAUGCAGUUAGUCCUACUGUUACAUUGGAACUGCAACUGCUUUGCAGGUGGACAGUGUUGACAGAAGAAGAAUUUGAGCAUUAG
Prunus armeniaca (apricot) is the source of this 1509-nucleotide messenger RNA. The record is from the annotation of a GenBank genome assembly. NCBI's taxonomy places the organism in Eukaryota, Viridiplantae, Streptophyta, Magnoliopsida, Rosales, Rosaceae.